AUGGAAAGUGGAAUUAAAGAGGACAAAGAGACUUUGGAGAACAAUAUGGAUGAAGGAUUGCCAGAACAGAAGGAUGAAAUGGUGGAGCUGGAGGCAACAGAUGGUGUAAUGAAGAAGUCCUUCACAAAAGGUGACUAGAGGACUGAAACAGCCAAAUGGCAGUGUUGUGAUGUUGGAGGAGUGGAAGGAAGCCACAGAUGGAGAGAUGAAGAGACAUCCUAAACUGGCAGAGAUAGAGUUGGGAGAGAAUAAUAAUAAUAAUAAUAAUAAUAAUAAUAAUAAUAAUAAUAAUAUAAUUAUUUAUAUCCCGCCCUCCCCAGCCGAAGCCGGGCUCAGGGCGGCUAACAACAAUAAUACAGUACAAAAGUACAGCACAAACAACACUCUAAAAUCAUUCAUUAUAAAAUUAAUUAAUUCAAGCCACUGGCAACCAUUGGGCCAGAGCUCCGCAAAGAUUGCCGAGGGAGGGAGUCAGGCUGUGUCCUGGCUAAAGGCCUGGUGGAACAGCUCUGUCUUGCAGGCCCUGCGGAAAGAUGUCAAGUCCUGCAGGGCCCUGGUCUCUUGUGACAGAGUGUUCCACCAGAUCGGAGCCACGGCCGAAAAAGCCCUGGCUCUAGUUGAGGCCAGCCUAACUUCUCUGUGGCCUGGGACCUUCAAGAUGUUUUUAUUUGAAGACCGUAAGUUUCUCUGUGGGGCAUACCAGGAAAGGCGGUCCCGUAGGUACGAGGGUCCUAGACCGUAUAGGGCUUUAAAGGUUAAAACCAGCACCUUAAACCUGAUCCUGUACUCCACCGGGAUCCAGUGCAGCUGGUAUAGCAACGGGUGAAUGUGAUGUGGCAGCGAAGACCCCGUAAGGAGUCUCGCUGCAGCAUUCUGCACCCGCUGGAGUUUCUGGGUCAGUCUCAAGGGCAGCCCCACGUAGAGCGAGUUACAAUAAUCCAGUCUGAAGGUGACCGUCGCGUGGAUCACAGUGGCUAGGUCAGGGCGAGAGAGGUAAGGAGCCAACUGCUUAGCUUGGCAGAGAUGGAAAAAUGCUGCCUUUGUUGUAGCUGCAAUCUGCGCCUCCAUGGAAAGGGAGGUGUCGAAGAUUACACCCAAACUCUUAACGGACGGUGCUGGCAUUAAUUGCACCCCCGCAAGAGAUGGGAGUUGCCCCCCCAAUCCCAUAUCGUCCCGUCCCAGCCACAGGACUUCUGUCUUCGAAGGAUUUAGCUUCAACCGGCUCCCACAUAACCAUCCUGCCACAGCUUCCAAACAUCUAGUCAGUGUGUCUGGGGCCGAGUCAGGAUGGCAUUCCAUCAACAGAUAGAGUUGGGUGUCAUCAGCAUACUGAUGGCAACCCAGCCGAAAACUCCGGACAAGCUGGGCGAGGGGGCGCAUAAAGAUGUUGAAAAGCAUCGGGGAGAGUAUCGUACCCUGAGGUACUCCACACACCAAGGAGUGGCGCGAUGACAAUUCCCCCCCAAGCGCCACCCUCUGUCCCCGACCAGAGAGAAACGAGCGCAGCCAUUGAAGGACUGUGCCCUGGAUCCCCACGUCCAGAAGUUUGUGAUUGACCAUGUCGAAAGCUGCUAACAGAUCUAGAAGAAUCAGCAGCCCCAACCCACCUCGAUCCAGCUGUCUACGAAGAUCAUCUGUUAGGGCAACCAGAGCCGUCUUGGUCCCAUGACCAGAGCGGAAGCCGGACUGGAAUGGAUCCAGAGCCGAUGUUUCAUCCAGAAACCCACCAAGCUGUUCAGCAACCACUCUCUCAAUCACCUUACCCAGGAACGGAAGAUUCGAAACCGGGCAGUAAUUGGAUAGAUCUAAAGGAUCUAAUGAUGUUUUCUUUAAGAGCGGGCACACCACUGCCUCCUUCAGUUCCCCUGGGAAUGUCCCCGUGCCAAGGGACAAAUUGAUGAUGUCCCCCAGGAGGGCCCGCACCUUGUCUGGACACGCUCUAAUCAGCCAAGACGGGCACGGGUCAAGAGGACAGGUGGUGGGCUUUCCAGCUCGGAGGAGUCUGUCCACAUCGGCUGGGGAUAUCCGGUCGAAGUGGUCCAAUACUGGACCCGAGGACAGUCGAGGGGCCUCCAGUUCCUUUAUUGUAUCCAAAUUGGCAGGGAGGUCAUGGCGGAGCAACAAGACCUUCUCCACAAAAAAAGCUCGCAAAUGCCUCACAGCUGUGUGUCAAAUUGUUAUUUAAAUUUGGCUGUCCCUCAAGGGACGUUAAAGACCUGAUUAUACUAAAUAAUUGCGCCGGGCGAGAGCUAGCGGAUGCAAUGGAGGCUGAGAAGUAAGACUUCUUAGCAGCCUUCACCGCCAUCUCGUAGGUUUUCAUAAAAGCCCUAUAAGAUGUUCUUGAGGCUCCGUCACGGGCACCCUGCCAUACUCGCUCUAGCCGUCUGAGGUCCCGCUUCAUUUUCCAGAGCUCCUCGGUAAACCAGGGAGCCCGGUUUCUGCGGGGUCGCAGAGGGCGCUUAGGUGCGAUCUCAUCGAUGGCUGCCAGGAGCUGGAUAUUCCAGCCCUCAACAAGCUCAGUCAAUGAGUCGCCAGGGGGAGCAAGGUCCCGCAAGGCUUGGCGGAAUCUAUCAGGGUCCAUCAGCCUCUGCGGGUGAGCCCAAAUGGGCUCACCACCUAAGCAGGGUGGGGGUGGAAAGUCAAUCCUGGCUUUCAGAGCGUAGUGAUCAGACCAUGGCACCUUCAUCGAAGGAGACAUGAUCACAUCUAUACCUACGCCAAAGAUCAAAUCCAGCGUGUGGCCUGCUUGAUGUGUGGGGCCUGAAACAAACUGGGAGAGCCCUAGUGUCGCCAUGGAAGACACGAGGUCCAGAGCCUGUGAGGAGGGAGUGGCAUCAGCAUGGAUGUUGAAGUCCCCCAAGACCAAUAGGUUAGGGAACUCCAAGGCCUAGCCGGCCACCACCUCCAAUAGGCCUGACAGGAUGGCUGCUGGUGCGCUAGGUGGCCGGUACACCAGCCAGACAGCCAAGCUCUCCUCGGAGCCCCACACUAAGCCAACACAUUCAAUGCCGGGGAUCGAUGGCGAUGGUAGAGCCCUGAAAGGACAAUCUUCCCGGAUUAAUAAUGCCACCCCUCCCCCCUGGCCCACAGUCUGCGACUGAUGGAGGACAGAGAAACCCAGGGGCGCCAUCUCUCGUAAGGUAACUGUUGCCCCUUCGCACACCCAGGUCUCCGUCACACAAGCCAGGUCGACCCCCUGCGAGAUUUCUUUAUUGUUUUUUGCCUAUAGACCUGAGUAAUCCUUGCUCACCCUACCCUCGUCCCUCGGGAUGAGGGGCAGAUAGGAAGGGGUACGAGCAUAUCCAUAUCUCGAUCCCCUUCACCUAUAACAUCUGCCCCCACCGCCAUACCUCCCUCGCCCCUCCACGGUAGCAAUCCCAAGCCUCAUAGUAGCCUCCAUUGAUGGCAAUUAAUGUUAUUCUUUUGCAGCCUAAAACAAUAAAACCUUAAAACAAUAAAAACAAAAAAACAAAAACAACCCGGAAAACAAUAAAACAAUACAAAUAAAAACUGCAAAAAUUGCAAAUUCAUCAAAAUCUAACAAAUUCCCAAGCCCACCCAAACAUCCAUCCCACCCCCAUAUAUAAAAAAUCUAAAGGGAAAGGGAGAUUUUAAAACAUGUUAAAAAGAACUCUGCACCCCUCCGGGUCCUCCUGGGCAGUAGCAGCAUCAGUGGCAACAACCGCCCUUGUGAGGCCCCACCCCUGGGCCAGAUAGUAGGUGGCAGGAGCAGUCCUUGUGAGGCCUGUCAGGCCCCGCCCUGGGCCAGGUGGUAAGUGGCAGGAAGGAGCAGGGCCCUCAGGCACUCACACAAGGGAGUCCUUCUGGGCAGCAGAGCAGUUCUUUUGAGGCUUCAGGCCCCGCCCCAGGCCAGAUGGUAAGUGGCAAGAGCACACAAAGGAGUCUGCACACAACUUGGAGUGAAUUUAGAGAGGAAAGCUAUCAAACCUCUGGAACUUUUCUUGGAAAAAGAAUGGAAGAAGUGUAAAUGGAAGGGCUAUUUUUUUCACAACCAAGAUGGAAAUUCACAGCAAACACAACGGGUUCAGGUUGUGUCCUUCAGAGCAGGUGAAAUCAAGCUUGCUGCCUCUUCCAAGUGACAGCCCUGGAGAUAUUUGAAGGUGGCUCUCAUAUCUCCUCUCAGUCUCUUCUUCUCCAGGAUAAAGAUGGGCAGAUAUUUCUAUCUUGGCCUGCAACCCUUUAAGCAGAAAUGCUAGAAAUCGACCCUGGAAUUUUAAGCAUGCAAAGACUCUUUGCAUCUUUCCUCAUGCCCUGCUCAGAAUCAGUCUAUCAUUUCAAAGGUAUUCAGUUGGAUGGGUCAGAGGGAAGAGUGAAUUUAGAGUAUAAGCUGUCAUGUCAGAACCCUCUCUUGGGCUCAAGGGAGAGAAACAAAUUGCACUCAUGAAUUUAUAUGUAAAUAAUGCUUGUUGUUUAACUGUUGCCAGCCUGACAAGUAAAGAUUUAUCUUCACCUAUUUGUGUAAGACAUUUUUUUAAAAUCACAAAUAGCUAACAAAGGUUAUGGGCUCAGUCAUGGCCAGCAGGUGGUGAUAGAGAAUGGCAAGAAGAUUUUGAAGUCAAUCCCAGAAACCAGCAACUCAGCACAGUAAAAGAUAUUUUUUGCAGAUUUACCCCUUGAUCCAUGUCUGUUGAACUUCCUGGCACAACUUAGUCUCAAAGUUUAAUUUUACUCUCUUUUUUUUUACAGUUCAUUAAAUGUUUACUCCCCCCCCCCAAAGGACUUUCAUUGGUGAUAUUUUCCAAUUCAAAAUUCUGAAUAUGUGGCUUGUUUCCACUUUACACCUGUGAAUUUUCACUUACAACACCUUCACUCUUGAUAAGCCUUUCAUUAGUAAGCCAAACGUUCCCUGCUCUUGAAGACAGGGAAGUCAAAAAACUGCAUGCCAAAGCACACUAAGUGGUGUCUCAGUGCUUUUCGCAAGGAGAGCAGUAACUGCUGCUCUUUUAAUCCUUUAGUCACAGGAGUCAGUCUUUCAAGAGGUAGGUUGUUGGCCUCCUCUAGCUAUUCAGUUUCUGGAUCAGUACUCCAGAACUCUGGUGGCCUGUCGUUUCCCCUUCUGUUUGCACAUACACGGUUACAGUUCAAAUGUCUUCCGGGGACGGGGAGUUCUGACUGCUUGCUUACAGCAUCUUAUGAGCUUUUCUAAACAAGUUUCUGGGCUCAGAAACCUACCCCCUACCUCCACCACUUUGAUGCUUCCAAAAAACCUCACACAACUGUUUUUACACUGGAUUUUUAUCCAGACAAAUUUCUUUCUUCUGCUUGUCACCCUACAAUAAAAAAAACUGCAGAGCAGAAAGAGACCCCGAGGGUCGCCCAAGCCAUCCCUCUGUAAUGCAGGGAAUGCCAACCAAAGCAUAGUGGUAGUAGUAUAAUAGUAGUAGUAUUAUAAUUGAAGGCAAAUUCCCAUUUCUUCCUCAAACAAUAUCUGCUGAAAGCCUUCAAUGAACAAGAGUCCACAAUCUGGUUAAGUGUUCCAGCAAAAGUGGAUCAUUUAACUUUUAUCAGAAUGCUAUUCUUUCAGCUCAUAUCAUUGGUGAUUACUAUCUGUUCAAUCUCUGGGAUAGAAAUUUCAGGGUUGGGGUUGUUCCAAGAAAACUCCUUGGAUUCUUGACCAGGGAACGGUGAAGAUAUGGAGCAAAUGAAUUUGCCCUGGGCUGAAUGAAACCUGCUGCUUGCAGUUUGCAAAGCACCUUUGCAAAGCAACUUCCUCCUGAACACAUUAUCAAUGUAAAGAAAGCUGGCAAGACAUUGUCAUGUCUCCUGUUUCACAAUUUUGGGGCAGGAAAAAAAAAUAAAGGUGUAAAACAGUUUGCUUUUCUGAAACUCUCUGCAACAACACUGUCUCCUUCACUUGAGGUCUUUUGUGGACAACAAGCUUAAUAUGAGUCAGCAGUGUGAUGCAAUUACAAAAAAGCUAAUGCUAUUCUAGGCUGCAUCAGCAGAUAUAUAGUGUCCAGAUCAAGGGAAGUAAUAGUUUUCUCCUGGGACUAGGCUACAUUUGUAAAGAUAAAGCUCUUUCUAUGCAUUAUAACACUUAGACACCAGAUGGCACAGUGGAGUCCCAUUUUUCGCCAAAGGAACUUCCUUGCAUGAAGUUUACAAUGCAUUUAAGUGGGGAAGGAUAUCAGUAAUAAAAAUGAAUGUAUUGCCAAGAAUGUUCUUUUAUUUCAAUCAGUACCCAUAGUCAGUGGAGCAGGACACUUCAGGCAAUGGCAAAAAAAAUAUUUCUAAAUUCAUCUGGCUGGCGGGGAAAGAAGCCAAAGUUCAAAUACAAAUUAUUAACAGAUGCCAAGAAAGAGGUGGAUUCUCCCUGUCAGACUUGAGGUUAUAUUGUGAGGCGUCCUGUCUUUGCUGGCAUAGGGAGUGGGUAACUUUAAAAAAUGUUAAAAAUUUUAGACCUAGAGGGUCAUGAUAACAGAUUCGGUUGGCAUGCAUAUCUUUGGUAUGAAAAGACAAAACUAAUGGGAGGCCAGAGCAGGGAAACUGAGUGGAGUAGAAAAGAGGCAUGUAGGUGUUUGUGUACAGCAUAGUAACAGCUGAUAUUGCACCAUGUACAAGUCUUUAAGUACAUGUGGGAGGAUUAUAGAGAGCAUAAUCCCACUUAAGAGUAGACAUGAUGAAAUUGCCUGACAUGACUAAUUUAGUUUCAUUAAUUCCAAUGAGUGUACUGUGAGCAUGAUCUUACAUAAAUAAGCCCCAAAGAUCCCAAAUUUUGUUGCAGGACUUGCUGCUUCUGUCACUCGUGUGAAUGAAUCGCAAUAGGUUCAGAAUCCCCCAAGUGGAUCAGGAUGUCUAUUCCUCAUCAGCAGAAGCGUGUAGAAACCUUUUUGAAAUUAUGAUUUAAUCAUAGACAUACGUUACAGCUCAAUUGGCAGGAAUUAAAAGAAUAAUAUCAGCACCAAUCAUUCUGUGUGACUUCAAAGAGCAAGAAGGCAUGGCAGGAAGCCUGAGGAGCAAGUGCAGAAUGUUAAUGAGAGAUAAAGCACUGACUCCUUUCCCAGCUGGAUUUUCCCACUGGAUAUCUUUUUAAAUUAAGUGUGGCUAGUCCUCAUGCCAUCAUAUGACACAUUAGUUUGGGUGUAUGAAAACCUGGCUUCAGCACAUGUGGAGAUUUGGUUGAUUAUGACAUCUCUAAGAAGCACAAAAGACUGCUUCUCUCAGCAAGCUCUUCCAACAUCUUUUGGGCACGGACUCAUGUAGCAAAGGACUCCUCCAGAAAACUUUUGAUUACACAUUCAUCAUGAUUUGUGCUCAUAAUAAUUUCAAGGUGGUUACAUCCAACUCCAUUUUCAAUACUAUUUAUGCCUGCAAAGAUUUUGAGAUGGUCAUACAGUUUCAUUUCCAUUCUAUCACAUCCUUUAACUUUCUACUGAAAACUACAUAUGCACAGACUUAUUUUUGUCGCACUUUUGCAAUAGAUAUAGUUUCCCCAGACAACAAUAAUGCGGAAGUGUUCUGGAAGCAUUGCAGAAAAACUAACAAAGCAGAAUAUUCUUGUCAAGAAUAUGGUGCAGAAUUCACCCUCAAUAAAAAUCCCGCCUGGUGGAACCAGUAGAACUAGUAACUGGUUGACAUUACACAUUAUAUCCUUAAAAACGGUGUGGGGAAAAUUGGCUGAAUUGGGAUUGUUUGCUGAAACUUUUCAGCAUACGGACUAAUCUAAACAAAUAAAUAAAUAACAAAAACAAAAACAAAGAAAGGAAAAGAGAGAGAGAAAUGCCAAGACCUCUCUCAAAGGUAGGUCUUAACUCUUGUCUCACACAGAAGGGAGUGGACCCUCCCAGCUCUCACCUGGGUGCUUCCCUUUCUUCCCUCAGUCUUCCACCCUGGGAGAUCUUUCCUUCUCUGCCUCUCACACAGGGUCUUUCACUAGCCAGAUAUCAACUUCAUGUGUGUAUUCAAAAUAUUCUAAAUGUUCAUUCCAGUAUUAUAUCCAAUUGUAUUCUGAGAUAAUAUCCAGCUGUUCCUUGUUCUGCUAGGUGAUAUUUUCUCCCAUCUUCAGCCCCAAACAUUGCUAUGAGUCAAGAAUAGUCCUCUUCCAAUCCAGGAUGAUGACUUUAUCUCUCCGCCCCCCCAAAAAAAUUUCAACCAUUCCUCCAUGUUUGAAAACCAUAAAUCCUUCAUUUUUAUUUAAACAGGAAACUCUCCACUGUAGUCAUUUAUUUUAAAAAAUCCAUAGUUAUUUACUUGUUGUAUAUUCAUUAUUUUACACCCGUAUUUAUAUCUUACGAUCCCAUUUCAUGUAAGGAAAUUUAUCAAGAGAAAAAGAAAAGAACUUCCAUUUCUACCACUUCCAUUCUUUUCCCAAUAGCAUCACCAGAAGCUUGAUAGGUUUUUCCUCUAAAUUCCCUCUAAAUUAUACCCAGAAUCCUUUCUGCAUCAUCUUGUAAUUCUCUGCUUUAGAGAGACUAAGCAGCUCUUACAUGCAAAGGCAUGAACUUCAGUAAACAUUGUUUGUUCUGAGAUGGCAACUUUUUACAUUGAUUUCUGUACGUAAUAAUUUCUCCUUGAUUUUCCAUAGGUACUGCAUUAUCAAAUGGUCACAGCUGGAGGCAACAGAGACGCUUUGUUGUAGUUUCUCUGCAGAAGCUGUGGCGGGAAAAGAAAGGCAUGGAGCACCAAAUAGCAGAGGAGGCCCAUCAGCUCGUGGAGGUUUUUGCACGUUCAAAGGGUAUGUCAUGCUAAGUGAUGGUGCUGAGCUGGCGUAUGAAGAUAUAUUUGUGUACUACCUCUGUCCAUUUUAGAAAGGAAUGUGAUAUGUAUUUCUUGGUUCCUAAUGGAGAUCCCAGCAGUUUCUCUUGGCCACCAUGAAAUCCCACUGUCAGUAUGAACAGGAGCAGCUGAACUAACAUUAGUAUAAUUUUAUUUUGCAGGGCACCCACUUGACCCUUCCAUGCCCAUCACUAAUUCAGUCUCCAACGUGAUAUGUGCUGUGGCUUUUGGGCAUCAAUUUGCUCUUGAAGGUGAAAGGUUCCAGAAACUGAUGGAAGCCAUGGAUUUUCUCCUAAAAUUUAUAAGUAGCUUUGUUCAUGCUGUGAGUGGUCAUUUUCAUUCUUACUAA
Podarcis lilfordi (Lilford's wall lizard) is the source of this 9085-nucleotide messenger RNA. Lineage: Eukaryota; Metazoa; Chordata; Lepidosauria; Squamata; Lacertidae. The record is from the annotation of a GenBank genome assembly.